AUGUAUGGCCCUGCUUCACAGCGGUAUUGGGCUAUAUCCCAUGCACGACAACCUGAAGGAACACCAUUAGAGCCACCAACUAAUGCUACCUUCUCACAGUUGCAGCGAGUUGAUGCAAUGCAAUCCGACAUUAUUGCUCAGCAGGAGAAUAACUCCGACCAACGCCAGUUCGUUCGUGUGAGUUGCCGUUUGAAUGGAGGUGUAAUUUCUCUGGAUAUUGACGUUGUAGAAUUGCGGCAAGCACUCGGAUUACCGUCCUACAAUCUUUUUCCUCCUUUUCGGGCAGACCUCGACACGACGUAUCCUACUGAAAAUAUUGAUAACGAUGAGCACGCAGCACAAUAA
Molecule: messenger RNA, 345 nt
Organism: Phytophthora infestans T30-4
Lineage: Eukaryota; Oomycota; Peronosporomycetes; Peronosporales; Peronosporaceae
Exons: 1
Coding region: 1-345 (114 amino acids)
Source: RefSeq, a predicted model, not a curated record